Messenger RNA from Cicer arietinum (chickpea), 1413 nucleotides. The record is from RefSeq and is a predicted model, not a curated record. NCBI's taxonomy places the organism in Eukaryota, Viridiplantae, Streptophyta, Magnoliopsida, Fabales, Fabaceae.
AUGGCUCGAAUCAAAAUGACUGUAAAACACAAAAAAUCAUGCCAAGAACCAGAGGAAAACCAAGACGUCUACUCAAGCACUGACUCAGAUUGUCAUGAGGAAAACCAAUCUGAAGCAACUUCCAUGAACACCAUUUCUUCAUCUCAACCAUCCAAAAGCUCCUCUCCUUCUAUUACUCCAAAAAUCGUCAAAAAAUCCUCCUCCUCAACUCCUUCCAGGCGCUCCUCCAGAAUCAUGUCUGGAGUCGUUUCGACCAAUAAGGCACCUCCUCAGGACAAUACGAUUCAUGUCAUCAACUAUGAUGAUUCAGAGACCACUCCUCCAGUUGAACCAGCACAACAACCUCCUCCUGCAAAAUCAAAUUCCAAAACUUCAACUCCCAAAAAGGCCAAACCAUCUUCACCAAAACCCCCUUCAUCAUCCACAAAAAUUUCUGAAAAUGCUUCACUGUUUGAUUCAGCCGAAUUAGAAACUGUCUACACUUCCAAAUGGCAAAACAAGUCAGUGGUAAAUGGAAAAAUCAUUGACCUUGCUGAUAUCAAACAAGGAGGGUUCAAUAUGAAGAUUCAAAAUGAUGACCGUCCUGCCUCAAAGAAAAGAAAAACUCGUCCUUCCUCUGUUUCUCAAAACUCUGAAGAUGAAACCCCUCAUCCUCCACCUGAGGAUACACCAUCACCACUUAUUCCAGAACCAACCUCUCCACUGCGUAACUCUCCUGAUACUACUCCUUCUCCUGCCUCACCUGUCCCCACAACAACUCAAUCUACACCAAUCCACAAACUGACUCCCCUUCAUGAAGCCGAUCCUAUCCCUGAGAAUGCCUCAAAAUCAACUUCUCCUCAACAUAUGGAAGAUUGUGAAGAAUUAUACUUUGAUCUGAAUUUAUCUUAUCCUCCAUCUCAUACGGGUGUGCCUAUGGCUUCUCCUCCCACUGUGCCAGUGGAUGAAGAUGUAAUCCUUCCACCAGAUUUUUCGCAACAAAUUCCUCCUGCUACAAACUUUGAAAAAACUGCUCAACCUCUCCCUGAGGUUACAGGUGUGUUCAGUUCCCUUGACUCCUUCUUUACUGCCACAACUCAUAACCAGUCAAAGGACAAGGCUGGGAGCUCUCAGAAUAAGAGUUCCAGUGUAAAUGAUCAGCCUAAAGGCUCGGUUCCUAGCACAAGGAUUGGGGAAACCAAGAAGCAGAUGAAACUCCUCAAAUUAAUUAGGAAAGACCAUAAGAAAAUUCUUCAGCGCUUCACUCACUUUCAGAACUCCUUGGUUCAAUUUGGGCUCAUUCUUGAAUGGGUUACCAAACACUUGGUUGCUACUAUUGCUCCCGGAGAUCAUCCUCCUGAGCUACCAGCCCAGCCAAUCUCUAAUGUUCCAUCUCCUUCAUCCUCAUCAGAUGAACCAGCCUCCUCAGAAUAA